Messenger RNA from Monosiga brevicollis MX1, 2822 nucleotides. RefSeq lists its product as uncharacterized. Lineage: Eukaryota; Choanoflagellata; Craspedida; Salpingoecidae. The transcript is spliced from 3 exons. The record is from RefSeq and is a predicted model, not a curated record. The coding region runs from base 180 to 2822 and encodes 880 amino acids.
GGCAGCGGGGGGUAGCGGAUCGCGUGGUCUUUGGCUGGGUUGGGCUAUCGUGUUGAUGGGACAAGAGGCGGAGGGGCAGGGGUUGGUGCCUCGGUUUGACAUUGACAGCCUAUCUCGCUCUCUCACCUUGGCUUUCGCAUCAGAUCAAGUACCGCAGGCAUUUGCCAGGAAGCAGUGCCAUGGCUGGCCUCAUGUCGCGGCUGCGCGCGGCGCGCGGUGGGGAUGGCCCGUCCGGGGCUCAGCUGCACUCCGAAGCCGGUCGAGCGGCGCUCUUUGACACGGCCCUGAGCAAGCUCUACAAAACCAUCGACCAGAUGCAAACCAAGCGUGUCCACCUGUUCAACCCAAUCAAGACGGCCGAGGAGCAGCUGCAACAAAUCUAUCUUGUCCUUGAAGCCGAGGAGGCCAGCAUCCACGAUGGCAUGACGGGCGCCUGCCUGCAAUACCUGCUCACCUCACAGCGCUUGCACAACAUUGCCAAGGGUUUGCUUGGAGACCAACCCCUGGGCGCACGCCUCGUCUGGCUUAGCUUCAUACUCCAAGUGCUCAGUCACUUGAAACACCCUCUGCUUAUCCACGCCGAGGUCCUCGAAGCCCUGAACAGCACCAUCAAGGUCCUACGCCGUGAUCAGCGUCGCUUGGCCCUGGCCGAAGCCAACAUUUAUAUGCAACUCUUGCUGCGCCUUACCGAGUACCUGGAACGCAAUCCUUCAUGUCUCCCCCUUUUUCUGGAGGAAAAGCCCCAGCCGGCAUUCCCCCUCCUUGCCGCGCUCAUGCCCUUUGUUCAGCAUCAUACCGACGAAGGCAAGCUUGCUCGUAAAGCUGUCGUGACUUGCUGCCAACUGGCCAAUCACAGUCAACAGCUUGAGCAGUUCCUCCUGCGCCAUGAGAUCUUCGCCGCAGAAGUCGCCGGCGCCCUCGCCGGCGCUUAUUCCAAUCUCCCCAUGUCCCUGCCUGCGCGGAGUCGGAAGGCCCUGAAGGCCUGGGCCUACGGUGCCAAGGCCUUUUCGCACCGUGUGCCCCGCGCCGCGCACUACUUUAACGCCCUCACCUUUUGUGGUCAGGUUGUGCGUGCCGUGCCCUCCUCCGUGCGUGGCCUCAUUCUCGACCAAGUCUACCACGGCUUUAUGCUCAGCGUCUUACUCCCCUCGCUACACCACCGCGCACCAGAAGAGGCGGUGGCCGCCAUGAACUACUUGCGCAUCAGUCUCAGCAGAACACGUAAUACUCCCUUGCAGGGAGCCUUUCUUCGCUUGUUACUGGCUAGCCAAUUUGAAGGCUGCUGGACUUUGGACCGACUGGUCGAGCGCCUCGAAACUCUUGGCGAACAGAGCCUCACGGCCCUCAGUCUCUUCCAGGCUCUAAUCCGCCUACACAAUGAGGACGUCCUCCUUCGCCUGUGCCUACGCUUUGUUCACCGCCCUCUCGCACGCGCCGCUGCCGCCGCCUCUCGCCCGCCAUACCCGGGCACCCUCAUGCCGGCUGACUCGGGCUGCAACAGCGAGCCCGAGUCCGACAUCGGCACUGGCACUAGCACGAACACGGGCGCUGCCAAUCACACUGGCGCUGGCACCGACACAAGCACCAGCGUACAUGCCGACAAAUCCAACCGCGUUCAACUGCAAGGUGGCACGCAUCCAAACGGGUCUUCAGACGUGUCUGCUUUUGCGCUGCACAACGCACUCGAGAUGAGGGCUGGGCGCAAGCUGUUACAACUCGUGCCUGCACAAACAGCCAUCUCACCCUCGGAACGAACUUUUGAAGGCUAUCUGCAUGCAGCGUCUCAAGGCGUGGAUGCUGCCUGUGCAGCUUGUGCGACCUGGCGCCUCAGCUACCUUCAGCUUCGUCCCCACCAAUGGCUCGGAAAGGAAGAUUUGGAUAUCGAUGCAGCCACCGUCAAUGAUAAUGCUUCGGCCGUCUCUCGAUGUGAGAGCGAGGGUCUUUUUCUGGCGACCUUGAGUCGCCUGACUCGGCGCAUGCUAGAGCACAACCUGGCAACAAAUCUUCUUCUUUCCAGCAUCGUGUCCAUGCUUGCAUCCUUGCCCGUACCAGCGCUUCGCAAUUAUCUUUUGGAUCUCAACUCGCCCUCGAUCGAGGGUAUCUCGUUCGUUGAGCAGCUGCACGCCUUGCGUGAAGAUUGCCUGCGACUCUUGGCCGAGGAUGAGGGGCUCGAGGCCAAUCUUCACGCCUAUCGCGCUGGUGCCGAGGGGUAUUCUCGGCCCAAGCACAGGGUCAAGGCCCCUUCAACAACAGCACCGGCUUCACCCGCUCGUGGACCUCUAGCCACGUUCCACUCUUCUCGUCGUAGUCGCGAUCGAGCGGCAUCCAUCGUCGCCCUUCCACCUCAUAGUGCUGCCAAUGAACCUGGCGGCGUCAGUACAAGUGCACCGACGCCAGCCAGCCGAGCCUCAGACGCCGAUGGUGCUUCGAGGAGAGACGCUCGUCCAGAAGAACCGACAAUCGACGACGAGGCUGCCACCACUUCCAACGGCGGUUUUGAUGACGGUACCUCCGAGCAAGAUAGCGAUUCGGUCUGCAGCAGCUAUUCAGGAUCAUCCUCGCAUCGAGCAAGCGCCGUCUCUGCUUCUCACCCGAGCACACGCCUCACUGCCGCUGCGCUUGCCACUCUGGAUCAAGAGCGCCCACCGCUCCCCAGCCCAGCACUUGGGGCCACCACGGACACGGCGCCCAGCGUUAGUGCAGUUGGGGACGAGAUCAAGGACAGCAAGCGCCGUGCGCUCAAAGUCUUGAUCGUGCAAGAGUUUGUGAAGGAGCUGGCUGCUUGUGCCAUGGAACAAAGCUUGUUGGCUGUGGCCAUGUAG